CUCUCUCUGUUCAGCCAUGACGGCGUGUCUUACGCGUGCCGCCGCAGCCUCGGCCAUGAGCUUCUUGGCCUGAGCCUCGAGCUUAUCAGCCCGCCUCAGCAUACGAUUGAAGCGCUUCUCGUCCUUGUUCUCCUUGCGCGCCGCCUUCUUCGCCUUGUCGGCGGCCUGACGAACUGGAUCCUGCCAUUUUGCGGCGCGCUGGAUGUUGGCUUUGCGCUCUUUCUUGGCCGCGGCCUUGAGCUGCUUCUCUUCCUUGUUGGCGGCCGCACGUCUCUCGCGCUGGUUGUGCUUGCGUUCGAUCUUCUUCUCUGUGAGGGUUCGAGGCGGUCAGCUGUGUCGGGUGCAAUCGUUGGUGGGCACCGGCGCGCAAAGCGGUUUGGGUUCCAGGAUCGUGUUCUUACCCUUGCCCUCAGCCUGAGCCUUCAAGUCUUCGGCGCUCCGGAUCACGGGUUCUUUGAUCGGCGCCAUGCUGUCCCGAUUUCGUUGCGAUUCCAGGUGUUCGGGGUUUUUGGGUGCUGUAGCAAUGGACUGGCCGAUUGCCCUUCGAGCGUUUGGCAAAAGUCGCUGGGUCUUUUUUUUUUUUCUGCCGCGCUGCGAUCGACUGGUGGAGAUGCAACGAUCCAAAAAUUCUGGGCGGGAUCCCCUUCUGCCAGGCGGUAAGAGACUACCUUGAUGCUGGAUCCCUGCAAGGUGGGGUUCUCGAUUUUGUUCGAUAGACCAGUCUAGGUGGGAGG
This is a messenger RNA of Colletotrichum acutatum, 734 nucleotides long. RefSeq lists its product as uncharacterized. Bases 203 to 418 code for a protein of 71 amino acids. The transcript has a single exon. The record is from RefSeq and is a predicted model, not a curated record. NCBI's taxonomy places the organism in Eukaryota, Fungi, Ascomycota, Sordariomycetes, Glomerellales, Glomerellaceae.